Messenger RNA from Pollicipes pollicipes, 1444 nucleotides. RefSeq names its product Brahma associated protein 111kD (gene Bap111). The transcript has 13 exons. Gene Ontology annotation, cellular component: SWI/SNF complex. Bases 158 to 1444 code for a protein of 428 amino acids. Lineage: Eukaryota; Metazoa; Arthropoda; Thecostraca; Pollicipedomorpha; Pollicipedidae. Gene Ontology annotation, molecular function: nucleosomal DNA binding; nuclear receptor binding. Gene Ontology annotation, biological process: negative regulation of DNA-templated transcription. The record is from RefSeq and is a predicted model, not a curated record.
CCCGGCGAGCGAGUUGGGCAGUUUGGGUGUCUGUUCUAGGGCCUGGUUUGGGGUAGGAGCAGCCGCGUAUCUUGGUUGCAUUUUGUGGCUGGUCUUACCGAUUGUCGGCAAAUUACCGGCAAAGGCAAGACGGACAUAGCCCGAGAGGGACCAGAGGAUGUCUUUACCAACAAGCUAUCGGCACAAUGCUAUGUCAGCACCAGUUCAAACACCACCACCACAUCAUUACAUGCAGUAUGGUGGCAUGCCAAACAAUAUUCUGAAAGAGCGUUUACGAGCAUCAGGUGGAUUGAACUCGAAAGAAUCUAACAUCAGUCCCUUUACGCCAGCAACCAACAACCCAAACUUCAACCCACAGAGAGUGGGCAGUAAGCCUGUGAUCCUUGCGCAGCCACCCAAACCGCCCAAGGGCCCCGAGAAGCCUUUGAUGCCGUACAUGAGGUACAGCAAGAGCGUCUGGGAAACCGUAAAGCAGCAACACCAGGACCUCAAGCUAUGGGAGAUCGGGAAAAUAAUCGGCUCCAUGUGGCGCGAUUUGCCUGAGAGCGAGAAGCAAGACUUCAUAGACGAUUACGAAAACGAGAAGGUGGAAUAUGAGCGCGCUGUCAAGGAAUACCACGCCUCAGCAACAUAUCAGGCCUAUCUGUCUGCAAAGAACAAAGCGGCCGAGGAGCAGCCGCCGCACGUGCACGAGGUGAAGCCGCCCGUCAACACGGUGAUGAAGGGCCUGGACCGGCGCAUCGACAUCCAGCCGGCGGAGGACGAGGAAGACCAGGACGAGCAGUUCUCGGUGAAGCAGGUGGCGCACGCUCGCUACCUGCGCAACCACCGGCUCAUCAACGAGAUCUUCUCGGACACGGUGGUGCCUGACGUACGCACGGUGGUCACCACGCCGCGCAUGCAGCUGCUGAAGCGCCAGGUGCACAGUCUCACCAUGCACCAGAAAAAAUUGGAGGGAGAGUUGCAGCAGAUUGAGGAGAAAUUCGAGGCAAAGAAACAGAAGUUUGAGGAGUCGACCGAAGUGUUCAACGAUGAACUCAAGACCCUCUGCGAGAAGAAGGUAGAUGAGGCGAUGUUCAGCAAUAUGGUGAAGAAACAGAUGGAGGUUCUACGGCGCGAGAGGGAGGAGCAGCUAAAGCCUGUAGAGCCAGUCCAGUCGCCGGCGCCGAUGACAGGCAGCAACGUGGCGACGCCAGCGGACCCCAGCGCCGACGAGCCGGCUGCCGAGGCCAGCCCCAUGGAGACGGAUCCGGAGUCGGCGCCGGAGCCCGGCGAGCGGCCGGCCGCCGAGGCGCCGCCGCCACCGCCGGCCGAGCACGCGCCACCGGCUGAGGAGGCGGUCCCGACCGCCCCGGAGUCGCCGGCCGCUGUCCCGCAGCAGCAGCCGCAGCCGCAGCCGCAGCCGCAACCGCAACAGCACUGCCUCCAAGUGGAGGGUAGCUGA